Vitis riparia (riverbank grape) is the source of this 790-nucleotide messenger RNA. Its product is annotated as heterogeneous nuclear ribonucleoprotein A2 homolog 2-like. Bases 132 to 599 code for a protein of 155 amino acids. Lineage: Eukaryota; Viridiplantae; Streptophyta; Magnoliopsida; Vitales; Vitaceae. The transcript has a single exon. The record is from RefSeq and is a predicted model, not a curated record.
CAGCUCUCUCUCUCCUUUAAAUGCCCUUUCACAGUCACCCCCACUUGAUCUCGGGUAUUUAUUUGCCUCUCCUAUCUAUUUUCACAUCUCUCACUCAUCUCUAACAAGGCAAACCAACAAAGAAACCAAGCAUGAACACCCUCGCCACCUCUUUUCUCUUGCUUCUUUUGCUCACCACAACCACCACCUUCUCCUUCGCCACCCGCCCAGCUGACUCCUUCACACCCGAGCUCAAGGCCGUCAAAGGGAAGCCCACCACCGACCCCAACAACAAGGGCGUUGGCAGCGGAACAGACCCCGGUAACGGCUUCUUCGGCCCUGGAGGUGGGUUCGGGGUACCGGGUUUCGAAAACGGGUGGGGGAACUUCGGCGGAGGGUAUGGAGCCGGGUACGGAGGGCCGUCAGGUGGGUACUCCAAGGGAGGAACCAUAAGGCCGACGGUGGUGUGUAAGGAAAAGGGUCCCUGCUACAUGAAGAAGCUGACGUGUCCGGCCAAGUGCUUCACCUCUUACAGCCGAUCCGGCAAGAACUACGGCGCCGGCGGGGGUGGGGGUGGGUGCACCAUGGACUGCAAGAAGAAGUGUACCGCUUACUGUUAGAGCGUGGGUUAUGGAUUGGCUGUAGCCGGUAAUAGUUUCUAUUAUUAGUAUGUGAUGUAGUCUUUUAGGAAGUUGUUAUGCUGAUUUGGGUUUGUGGGUUAUCUCUAUGACUAUGAGUGCUUAUUUUUGACUUGUUUUUUCUUCGUGGUUAUAUAAAUAAAUAAUAUGAGAAGAUAUAAUAUUUAUGUAGA